Molecule: messenger RNA, 1159 nt
Organism: Rhinichthys klamathensis goyatoka
Lineage: Eukaryota; Metazoa; Chordata; Actinopteri; Cypriniformes; Leuciscidae
Gene: mbip
Product: MAP3K12 binding inhibitory protein 1
Exons: 9
Coding region: 28-1059 (343 amino acids)
Cellular component (GO): cytosol
Source: RefSeq, a predicted model, not a curated record
AGCGCUGCCGUCAGGAGCGGAAGUGUGAUGGCGGCGGACGGAGAGAGACGCGAUGCGCGUGCAGAAAGUAAACAGGAGCAGCGCAGCAGCCAGAUUUCACAUCAUGGUGGACACCGGGGUGUAUUCAAAGACUGCAUUGGCUCUAUUAUCGAGUCACUCGCUGAGCUUGGCGUAAAGUUAAAAGUGGAUGAGAAAGUGUUGAGCAUAAGUGCCAAUGUCAACAAUGUCUCUGAGCUUCAGCCAUCUGAUGUGUACACCUGUUUACAACAGCACAUCUCCAAAUUACAGUCAGUCUCUGAAAAUCUGAAGCAAAUGGUGGAUUCUGAAAGUCACUCCAAUCCAGGCAACAGUGAUAGGAAAGAAAGAGCAGAUACACCUGAGCAGAUGUUGGUUGACUCGGAGCAUGUUGCUCCUACAUCUGACCACUGCAUUGUCCUUGAGGAUCGUAACAAGACCCAAGUCGAUGAUAAUGUGCAGAUCAAGGCUGCUAAAUCUGAGAUUGAACGCAGGAUAUCUGCAUUUAUAGAGCGCAAACAGCUGGAGAUCAAUGAAAACAAUGUGCGAGAGUUUUGCAACGUGAUCGACUGCAAUCAGGAAGACAGCUGUGCAAGAACUGAUGCAGUCUUCACACCAUAUCCUGGUUUCAAGAGUCACGUCAAAGUGACACGUGUUAUAAAUACAUACGGACCUCAAACCAGAGGGGCACAUUCUGAGUUAGGAGACCAGCAGCAGGGGUCCAUCAGCCGAGACUGUGGAAACCCUGUCAUUGAGGAGAGGCUCCGUAACAUGGAAUCUCACCUGAAACUUCCACCAGUAGGUCCAGUUCCUCAAAGCGUUUAUCAGCGGCUAAAGAAACUUGAAGAUCGAAUUCUGGAGCUCGAGGGUCUUUCGCCAGAGUACUUCCACUCCACAAAUUACUCACACAAACGACCUAAAGCCUCAAUGUCGCAGAACUACAGUCUCGCUGAGCUGGAUGGGAAGAUAAGUGCUGUCAAAGCUGCCUUGAUGAAGAAAACCAGUGAGUUCCAACCCACAGACGCAGGAGACUUUCCAUACUGACACGUGGACUUUUGCUUUAAAUGUUUUCUACCUUCUCUUAAUGAGUUAGAUCUUUACUUUUGGUCAUGUAUAGAUCUGUGAUGGAUGGUCACAGAUUUCA